AUGUUCGAGACAACGCCCUCUCCAAGAACGACCGCGCCUAUCACCAAAAUCUGGCUGUUCACCUUAAAGCCCGAUAUUACAGUAACGACCACAGCCUUUGUAGAUCUCUGGACCGAGAUCCUAGCUCAUUGCGCAUCAUACACAUCUGACUCGAAUACCGGAGGGAAUGAGCAGCACAUCCUAUAUCAGUCUGAGGAUGAUCCGGCUCAACUAGCCAUGAUCACUGGCUACCCUUCCCUAGAGCUAAACCUCGAGGCCGAUAGAGUGUACGCGGCAGGAUUCAUGAAACGCAUGUUUGAGCUGGUGAAUCAUCAGCAACUAUUUCUACUCUACAUCGACAUCGAGCGUCUGCCCCUGCAGUCAGGGCGCGUCUCUAUCGUGACGACGGAUACGGAGCUGAGCAAAGAGUUAUCUCUGGUGGGCGCCAGAGAUUGCUAUGAACCGCCGAAUAAAGUCGCUGAUAGCAGUGAUCAAGAUAAGAAAAAAGACUUUGUCUACGUGAUGGCUACGGCUGACGGUGGAGAUAUUCUGCAGGAAACGGGGUUGAAAGAGAGGUUUGUACUAAAGAGACUUAUAGGACGGUGA
Neoarthrinium moseri is the source of this 585-nucleotide messenger RNA. RefSeq lists its product as uncharacterized. Lineage: Eukaryota; Fungi; Ascomycota; Sordariomycetes; Amphisphaeriales; Apiosporaceae. Bases 1 to 585 code for a protein of 194 amino acids. The transcript has a single exon. The record is from RefSeq and is a predicted model, not a curated record.